This is a messenger RNA of Anthostomella pinea, 966 nucleotides long. The record is from the annotation of a GenBank genome assembly. NCBI's taxonomy places the organism in Eukaryota, Fungi, Ascomycota, Sordariomycetes, Xylariales, Xylariaceae.
AUGGCGACCGACUAUCCCGCCCCAUUCAUCAUUCCGCCCCGUGUCUCUCCCCACAAGCAGACCUUCAUCAUCCUCCACGGUCGCGGCGCAACAGGUGAUAAAUUCGGGCCGGUGCUCCUAGACACACCCAUUCCACAUCUCCCAACCUCUACCGCACCAUCACCAGAAGCCGACGACCCAUCCGCCACGACCCUCGCCUCAAUCUUCCCGCACGCGCGCUUCGUCUUCCCAUCCGCCGCCAGGCGCCGCGCCACAGUCUACCGCCGCGCCUACACGCACCAGUGGUUCGACAACUGGAAGCUCGACCCGCCCGCCACGGACCGCGAGGACCUGCAGAUCCCCGGGCUGCGCGAGACGACGACGUACCUGCACGGGCUGUUGCGCGACGAGAUCGCGCUCGUGCCCGGCGGUGCGGCGAAAGUCGUGCUGGGCGGCCUGAGCCAGGGGUGCGCGGCGGCGCUGACGGCGCUGCUGCUGUGGGACUCCGAGGGCCGCGGGGCGCCGCGCGUUGCAGCGUUCGGCAUGUGUGGAUGGCUGCCGUAUGCGCGGCGGAUGAGCGAGCAGGUGGAGAUGGAUAUGGCUCGGGAUGGGGUGGGUGGAAUGGAUGGAGAUGACGACUCAUUCGAUCCGUUCCAGCGGGACGAGCCCGGUGGUGAAGCCACGACUUCAGAUGAGGCGACUGAGCCGUUCGCCCUGGCUGUUGGCUGGCUACGUGACGAGCUUGGGGUGGUGGCAAAGGGGACGACUAGCAGCCCGGAGGAGACGGGGCUUCAGACUGUUCCGCUUUGCCUGGGGCAUGGCGUACUGGAUGAUAAGGUCAGUGUCGUCCUCGGGCAGAAGGCUUCGCGAUGCUUGACGGAGUUGGGAAUAAGGGUGCGCUGGAACGAGUACGAGAGCUUGGCCCACUGGUACUCUGGACCUAUGCUGCGUGAUAUCGUGGACUUCCUACAUGCAGAAACGGGGUGA